UGGGGGCCAUUUUCUUUCAAACCACUACAGCUCUCAAAGGCCAACUUCUCACCUCGACCUUCUUUCAAUAGCGCUUCUUAACCAGGACAGGAAUGACCAAAUCAAGGAUAAAGCCAGAGGAGAAGAGACCAUAAUCUCACAGCAAAGAGCAAAGCUGAAGAAAUAAGUGAGCUACUUCAGAGUGCAACUAAAAGGAUGCUGCAGCAGGUGCUGCCUGUGGGACUCGGGUGAUGAUGCCUGAUGGAGAUGAGAAAGCCUUUAAACGUUUGCCUUCCUGAAACACAUCCUCAUUGCAUCUCCCAGACGUGCCCAGCUGGUGUUUAUACUCCACAGUAACAAAUCAGGCGGCAGCGGAGAUGGCAACCUUGCUGGAAACGCGCGGGGGGAGCCUGAGCCGGCAGCCGGAGACGCACUGCUUGGCGUGCUCCAUCGCCCCGCCGCCUCGCAGACCCUCCAUCUUCUUGCUCAGUUCCGGGCCAGGCUCUCCCCUGACCCCGGGGUGGGGUGGGGGGCGGCUCCCGCUUCUCCCGGGGCUCCAGGUCGUUCCCCACCCCCUGCCCUCCGCGACUCAACUGCCUGGGUCCCCCCCUCCCCCGCCACACACUCACACGCGCCCGCGAGCACACACGCACGCACACACACACACUCACACGCCAGCAGGCUGCUGGCCGCUCAAUGGACCGAUUUCCCCGGUUUCCCUGAAUCCUGCCUAGCCCGGGAUGAGAAAUUGCAAAAUGGCCCGAGUCGCCAGUGUGCUAGGGCUGGUCAUGCUCAGCGUGGCCCUGCUGAUUUUAUCGCUUAUCAGCUACGUGUCCCUGAAAAAGGAGAACAUCUUCACCACUCCCAAGUACGCCAACCCGGGGGCGCCCCGAAUGUACAUGUUCCACGCGGGAUUCCGGUCACAGUUUGCGCUGAAGUUUCUAGACCCGUCAUUUGUGCCCAUUACGAAUUCUCUCACCCAUGAACUCCAAGAGAAACCUUCUAAAUGGACAUUUAAUCGGACAGCGUUUUUACAUCAAAGGCAAGAAAUCCUUCAGCAUGUCGAUGUAAUAAAAAAUUUUUCUUUGACCAAGAAUAGUGUUCGGAUUGGACAACUGAUGCAUUAUGAUUAUUCCAGUCACAAAUAUGUUUUCUCCAUUAGCAAUAACUUCCGCUCACUGCUCCCAGAUGUGUCACCCAUUAUGAAUAAGCGUUAUAAUGUUUGUGCUGUGGUUGGAAACAGUGGAAUCUUGACAGGGAGUCAGUGUGGGCAAGAAAUAGAUAAAUCAGAUUUUGUUUUUCGAUGCAAUUUUGCCCCUACGGAAGCUUUCCAAAAGGAUGUUGGGAGGAAAACCAACCUUACAACCUUCAACCCCAGCAUCCUGGAAAAAUACUACAACAAUCUUCUAACCAUUCAGGACCGUAACAACUUCUUCCUCAGUUUAAAAAAGCUUGAUGGGGCCAUUCUUUGGAUCCCAGCAUUUUUCUUCCACACUUCUGCAACCGUAACCAGAACGUUAGUUGACUUUUUCGUUGAACACAGAGGUCAGUUAAAGGUCCAAUUGGCUUGGCCUGGAAAUAUCAUGCAACAUGUCAACAGGUACUGGAAAAACAAACACUUGUCACCCAAACGACUGAGCACAGGUAUUCUUAUGUACACUCUUGCAUCUGCAGUCUGUGAAGAGAUCCACUUGUAUGGAUUCUGGCCUUUUGGAUUUGACCCCAACACAAGGGAGGAUCUUCCAUACCAUUACUAUGACAAAAAAGGAACCAAAUUUACCACCAAGUGGCAGGAGUCUCACCAGCUGCCUGCUGAGUUUCAGCUGCUGUAUCGAAUGCAUGGCGAAGGGCUCACCAAGCUUACUCUGUCACACUGUGCCUAAGAACUCCUAACGGAAAGUGCCAAAUGGCUGUUUCAAAAGUGCCCCCAGACCAAAUUGAAUAGUCUCCAGAAUAAAACCCCAAAGACAAUCUGGCAAAGCUUGUCUGCCACGUACACAGAAGAAUGGCUUCUUUUCUGCACCUCUCUUUGAAUGGUCUUAACAGACUCAGAACAGGUGCGUUGAAGCCACAUGAGUUAGACUUGAUGGGUAAAGGUAAUACUGCAUUGGGAAUUAUGCUGCACAGAGAAUGGCUUGAAAUAGUUCCACGAUUGUAUUUUAAUAAUAAACUGACUCCCAUGCGGAUUAGCUACUGCCAUCUCAUCCAUGGCUGCCGUCUCCUCAGCCCUACACUGAUACAGUCCUCAUAAUCAGAGAGCUCUGACCAGCAGGAUUUCUUCUGCCAGGGGGAUCAGUCUUCAAAAUCAAAAAUCUUGUUUGCAGAUUACAUAUGCUCUCUCUCUCUCUCUCUCUCUCUCUCUCUCUCUCUCUCUCUCUCUCUCUCUCUCUCACACACACACACACACACACACACACACACACACACAUACACACACACCCUGUUCCUGUUGUCCUACUACCAUUGAAUUUAAUAAUUUGUUAGGAAUAGUUCUGCAUUAGCUUUGCUUGUAUGUGCUUGCAUUUAUACUUGAUGUGUUCAAGGCUCUGGGUAACUUGGGUGUUUCAAGAAAAGCUGAACAAAUUAUGAUGACUUCCUUCAUGAUGAAUUCUAUAAGAAAUGACCCAUAUCAAGUCUUCACUUGUCCAUGACAUUAUUCUACAGCAGGGUGAUCUAUCUGGUUAGAGUGGCGUGUGCUACAGACUCUUUUUCUGUCACAAGGAAAACCUAUGCUGUGGUGGCAUUGCAUCUGUUGGCUUGAGUGCAAUUGUGGCAGAUCCUACAAAGGCCUUCUAGCAUAGGCCUUUCCACUAUCUUAGUUCAAGCGCUGGGAUGGGCACUCUUUCAGAACAUAGAGGCAGUGAGUUGAUUUAAAAGCCUGGGGAAUAUGAAGAAUAGAGAAGAAGUUAUAUGCUCUAUAAAGUGUUGUGACCUUUUGAAAAGCAUUGUAGAGCUUUGGCUAGGCUGACCCCCUGUGUGACUAAUGUUAGCAUUAGUCAGGUCAGGUCCUUUCAGUGACAUCCCUACCAACAACCAUCUAGACCUGCUUGUUUUCUUUGAGACAGUUAUAGAUACUAUUCUGUUUCCACUGAAAUAGAGUCUGCAUGCCUACACAUUGGGCAUUUCAAAAGGAAAAGCCAUUAUGCAGGGGCAAGACUUGGUUCUAAAUAACCUUUGGAAUUUGAGAUCAGUUGGCCAUUGUUCCCAUUAUUUCAGCUGUAUCAGUAGAAAUGGCAUUUCUCCCGUCCCAGGCUUUUACACUGAGCAGCACUUUGCUCUUUCAAUUCAACCCCAAGUCUGGCCAAGUUGAUGUUAAAUUUUAAUAAGAGUUUCUUUCCUCUUUCCAAGUGCCUGUGGAGCACAUUUGUUAUAUGUUCCAGUGGGGCACCUCGUUCUUUUCCAGAAAUCUCAUUUAGAUUGCUUACAGUGUUGUAAAUACUUUUGAAAAUCUUUGCUAUAAUUCGGUCAUCAGUGCACUGCCCCUCGUUGGAAAGAAACAAUCAUGCCUAAAAAGAAGUGCAAUAAGGAGACACACAGUCCUUAGUCUUGUGUACUACCUGGUCCUGAAGGUGCAUUGUUCUUCGGGAGAAGCUAAAUCAGACCCAGAUACAAUCUAGUGAAAGAAAACUAUUUGAAUCCAAACACAGUACCAACCAUGGCACAUCUUACAUGCUAUGAAUGUCAAUCAUUCAACUAGAUGAGAGGAAAUAGGGGUAACUAUUUCAAAUUAAGAAGCAUUAACUAUACACAGAAUAAUAAGAAAGUUAAAAUUAUAAGCUAUUUUUUUAAAAAAAUCUUUACUUCAAUGAUAAUUUCAUGGGCAUGAAAAAAUAACAUGACUGUGUCCUGUCACUUUUAAACCACACCAUGGCUGUAUGUUGUCACUUUAAAGAGCUUGGGACACCAUGCGGCUACUCUCCAGCCAUGAUGGGUUUGGGUCAUGGAGAGACUGAUUACUGACAGAAUUACAUCCACUGUCAUCAGGAUUGAAAAGCUAUUCCUGAGUAUUUAGUUCAUUUGGUUGCAGCCCAGGGAUACUAAUGCUAAGAUUAUCCAGAUGCAGUUCUGACUCCAGAAGUCUAAUCUCAACCUGCCCAUUAGGUCUUUGCACUAGAUAAAAUGGAAGUACCAAAAGACCAGAAAAUUCUCAAAGCUAGUUAAUCAUUGCAAGAUAGUCUAUCUAAAUUUAAUCUCAUCAGAAUGUUGUGGGGUAAGACUUCCUAAGUCUUAGCACAGCCUUGCUCCCAAACUUUACACUGAGAAGCCCUUUCUGCCUUCUACUGUCACCUCCACUAUAGAGUGACUAGGAGUUCAAAAUAGAGGGAAAUGGAUUUCUCCUCAUAACCAGAAGGGCUUGGAGGCUAGUUCACCCCUGCCUCUAGGAAGGAUGUCUAGAGCUGAUCCCCGUACUCUGUUUAUAACAACAGCAGCAAUAAUAAAUUAUCUGGAAAAGAUUCCAAUUUAACCACAAAUUUACACUUUUAAAAAUUCCUUUACAAUGUAGAUCCCUCCUAUUAUAGAAACCUUAGGUACAAAUGUUGGCAAAAUAUUUAUUACAGUUUUUACCAUAUAGUGAAGGCCUUUCUGGCUAUUUUUUACCAUUAGUCAUACCCUUGACCUGCUGCUCCAAUGGUUUGGAAAUGCAGCCAUCAUCUGAUUAUACAAAACCUUUCUGUUUUCCAAGAUUAUUUCAGACUGUAAACCUAUAUAACAGUUGUCAUGAUGGAAAGGCAUCCUUAUCAGAAAGGCAGUCAGCACGAGUCAGCUUUCUCACAGUCCCCAGGCUUAUAUAUAGACUCAAGUACAGUGGGCUGAGCAGAGAGGUCAUUGGUCUUCCUGUCUACACAGCUAUAUAUUCAUACCCCUGUCCUCCUGUGUUGACCUCACUUUGUUGGGUCUGGUUAGUAUAUUCUUUUGAUAGGAACAUUCUAAUUUUUGACUACUUAAAACAGAGUAUACCAACAGCUAUGUGAAUAAAUUUCACCAUAAAGCCCCUAAGGAUGUCUGAAAUGACUAACUAAAUUGCAGAGGAGAAAAGGAAAUCCUCAAAACCUUUCCAGCCUGCUCAUUGCUAGGCCUUUGGUUUCAUUUAUUGUUUUGAGUGUCAUGUGGAAACUGGUUUUCAUGACUUCCUCCCACACCUAUAUAUUUUGGCUUUGUAUGUGAGUAUAUGGAGCUGGGGAUAAAACCCAGGACCUUGCACACGAUAGACAAAUAUUCUACCAUUGGUCUGCAUUUGUAGACUGUGUUCUUGUGCUAAGCAACUUUAACCAUUAUAAAAUGCAGUGUGUUUCAUAGUUCUGUGUGUCCAAGAAUGAUGAAUAUGACCAUUGUACCAUCUGUCUCUGACCUGAAUGUCAGACACCUGACCAUGGACUAUAGCAAGGAUGUGUAAAGGAAGACCCCACUCACUCACCCGGCCUCCUGGUGCCAAGGCUAUCAGUACUGAGGAAUGUGAGUGCCCAGACAAACCGAUGUUCCAGGGAAUUCUGUGAGUAUAAGUACAUGCUCUCUAACUUCAGGCAAGGCCCAGACCCUCAGACAAUAACUCAAGGGCCCCAUGCAAGCAGGAGUAAUAUAGAGGAAGCUUUGAGCUUCCCUAGCCCUUCUUAACUUGGUAAAUUUGAAAGUUGAGAUGCAGAGACACUAAGUGAUUUUUCCCAAAAUUUGCAUAGAUAAUUAUUGGAGAAAUUAUAAUUUUACAUCUUAACCUUACCAGUAUUGGAGAUAAACUCAAAGGAAAACAUUUUGGGUCUAGAAUCUUUGGAAUACAAACAGAAUGGAGAAGGGCAGUAAGGGAGUAAGGGGAAAAGAUUCCUAAAUGUAUCUGCCCAGGUACACAGCAACAGAGGAGAUACUUGGUCAGUAUACAGCAGCCUGCUGAAAAUCAUCCACUCUCCCUUAAAGUGAGAGAAAAACCACUUUUUACAUCAUUGUCUGAUAAACCCCAGUUCAGUUAUUGAUGGUAUAUAGCUGACAGCUGAAAUCGUACCUGAUAAUAAAUCCAUCUUAAUAAAAUCUUGUUUUAAUAAUCUGUAUGCAUGAUUAAUAAGUUGAAGGUCUGACUGACUGUGUAUUUUUCCUUGUAUAUAACUUUCAUCAGGGACUCCUUGAGUUAAGAAAUGUUUUCCAUGUUGUAAGUCAUUUCAACAACAGACUUUGAAUUACUGUAUUCGUUUAAUUCACGAAGAUUUACAAAGAGCAGUGAAUAACUUCGGUGGUUCUUCACUCCUUUCAAAUGACAUUCUGAGAACUUUUCUGUAUAGUUCUGGGUCCUUAAAGCCUUCUUUCUCAUAACUGUUUGAAUGCAUCAGGCAAACAUUUGCUUAGCUUCUCCUACUUCCCAGAUGUGUAUAACUGACCUUUUCACUGCAAAGUCAAGGCUGUGUGUGUGUGGUUGAAGAGCUCUGAUGAGACACUAUGGGUGCUGAGAAUAGAGGGCAUCUUGGCUAGGCUGGCUAGGCCACUUUAUCUGUGGACCAUUUAAUCGAGGCCACUGAUGAGUUGAUACAAAGGACCAAAAUGACUAAUCCUGCCUCUCUCACAAUCUUGACUGCUUUGCCACAAAAAUAUAACAUUUCAAAUGGGAAAUGUUUGAGAAUGUUAUUAUUUGCGAUGUAAUAUUUCUGAAUGUUUACUUUUAUUGUGAUGCUUUGUUAAAGAUGUGUGUGAUUGAAUAGAUGUUUUAAUCCUUGAAGAAGCUCUGUCUCUUAUUGUCAGUAGAAUCAGUGAAGAGUCUGCUGCUGAGUAACUGACUCUAGUUUCAGGUAACAGUGGGUGCUGGGAUUAGGACCUGGUGGGUGCCAACGAUGUAUCAGCAAAAAUGCACAUAUUGAAGACCAUGUUGAGAUAGAAUACUUGCCCCUCCAUCAAUAUUUCAAAUGAUUAUAUCCUGAGAUACGUCCAACCUAAAAAAAAUCCCUAAUUGGUUCUGAUAUGACAUAUGGAAACUAAUAGUGUAUUUCACAGUCAACUAUACUUACAUGACUUUGACCAGAGCAGUUGAAUGCUCAUCAUCCCUGGUAUAAUUAGUAUCAAAUAUUCCUCAAAGUUACUGCGGCACAAAGUCUUAGUGAUUCGGCUGUCCACUUCUAACCAAACUGGCAAAGUGAGGAGCUUUAGUGUACUUUACCCCAAGGCUAGUUCUUUGUAUUUCACUAUGUUUCAAAUAAAGAGGCAAAUCUCGGCUCAUUCAUCUUUAUAAAUGGAUAAACCAAGAAACGGAGAAGUUUAAUGAUUCAUUCAGAUUCAAUUUGGGAUUCAUUCCCAGAGGCUAAUAUAUUCCACAGGUGGUCUGAUUUCACAACCUCUGAACAAUUCCUCAAACAGAGGAAUUCCUCCGAUGCUAUGAUAUUUGAGCUAAAAAGAAACUAGCCCCCAAACAGAAAUGUGUAGAGCUAAAAAUCUAAGACCAAAGCAUGUAAGCAAGGUGUUCAGUUGUUACUGGCUGUUGUGUUCUAGCCCCUGUUGGAUAAGGAGCCACCAUCCUUUUGAAGUUUCAAGUCAUGCUUCUCUCUUUACUGUGCACAUGAAAAAUCCUUGAUCACCACAGGUACCCAAGGGCACCUUUGACUUCCAUCUGUGGGGUUGAGAAAAUACUUUUAUCUCUGCUGUGCAGCUAGAUGUUUAACAACUGCUCUGGUAAACCAGUACUUACAAGUUUCCAUGUGUAUGUAACCUCAUCAGAUCCAACUUCAAGCUACUCACAAUGUCAGCCAGCUCAAAUAUGCCAAGGCUCCCAGGAGCCAGAAUGAACUGGCUUUGACAUAUGAGCUGGAUACAGCACAGCACUGCCUGAACAAUUCUCAAUUAGUGAGUACCAGCAAGAAGCCACUAGCAGCGACUUUGGGGGAUGUUCAAAUGCCCCUAUUAACAAGACAGCAAAUCUACCUUGGUCAGUUCACUAAUUCCUAUUUUUUAAAAAAAAGAGCAUGCUGUUAUGCCCUUUAGGUUAAGGUCCUAACAUGUCCAAGUAUUUCUUAGCUAUGUGAUGAGGAGAGUCUCUCAACAGGUCCUCAACAUAGGAGACUGUCAGUCAUGUCAAGUGGUGACCUUCUAGGUAAAGAUUCUCUAGUUUAAUUGCCAGUUAAACCACAUUUGGAUGAGUUUUUGCUUGUCCACUUGUCGUCCUUCUGACAACACAAAAUUCACAGGCAUUCAUCAAGCUGCAAAGAAACAGACAAACAAGAUGCCAUUCAGCUUAUCUAGCUCUAUACACCUGUAAAAGAACCCUGGCUCAUAGUCUGCAUCCCAGCAAGGGAUGCUCAACCUCACGUCUGGAACGUGCAUAAGUAAAUAGCUGAACAUUUCUUAAAGACUGAGUUGUGAUGAUUGAAAGAUAUCACGGCAUUAGAAGACCUCUGCACAACUUCAGAGUCCAAGCAGUCGAAAUUGGCAAAGCAAGGCGCUGUGUGCUGCUCACCCCACAGCUUAGCUAGUUAUAAGUUUAGCUUCUGAAGAAAAAUUCUACCAAGCAAUUUGCUCUGUGGUUCUGGGGCACUGAGUAGCUGUCCCUCCACACCGUUCACUAGGAAUGCACUCCCAACUGAGGCUCUAUAAGUCAAACACAAUGAUGAGACAGAGAAUACACUUGAUUUUGGAAGUGAGAGUUUCUCUGGUGGGAAUCAUUGUUGGGUGGGUUUAAUUAAAUUCUUUGAAAGGGGAUGAUGGGAGAAAACGUCCUCAAUUCCUCAGGCAGUGAAUGGCAAUAGAUUUUCAUUCUGUGUGGAGUGAAUCGAAGAUCACAAAGGACCAAAUCUACUUUCUUCACCUAAAAUAUCCACUAGGUCCUGUAAGGUAGUUCUACACAUGAAACUCAUGUUGGACAUUUUCUACAUUUUGUUUAAAAGACCAAAGGGUACCUAUAUAUAGACACCCACUAUACAGUGUACCCACUACAUAAGCACGAGGUUGAUGUCUAAUUCACAGAGGUCCACCUGCUCUGUCUCCUGAGUCACACCACUCUGGGCACUGUUUUCUGUUUUCCUUAGUCAUUGUUGAAAUGAGCUUCUUUCUUUAUACUGAACAAGCUACAUUUUGUUUCAAAUGAGUCAAGUAUGUAUUCUAGGGUUUUUCAGUCCUCCUAACAAACUGCUUGUUACUGUAACAAUUGCCUUUACCCUCUGUCUCUUUCUGACCAGAGGUGAAGUCCAUAGCUACAGUCACAAGAGAUUUGACCAGGAAACUCCAUUUUAUUAUGAACACACUCACUGCUACACAGCCUCUCCCUUGUUGGAUAGGAAGGUGGAGGAGAACAGUAGGUAGACAAUGGGAGAGAGGUUUCGACAAGAACAGGUUGAAUAUAAUCACUGAGACACUUACAAAAGGUCAAUAGUUUUCUCUGUGAAAUGUGGAAUUUUUGUCAGACCCCUUAUGAGAAAUGAUGUUGAACCUCAUUUCAAGAUGUAGGGCUAAGCACAGUCCUGCAAUCAAGAGCCCUAGGAGAAUAUACAGACGAACUGAAUUGUCUCACUAGAACUAAGUCCACUCCAGUGGAGUUUAUGACCAGCUGAGGUAGAAUCUUCAAGCAACAGUAAUGAAAUCCUCCCAGGACCUGGGAGAGUGGUUUUCAACCUUCCUAAUGCUGUGACCCUUUAAUACAGUUCCUCAUGUUGUGCUGACUCCAACCAUACAAUUAUUUCAUUGUUACUUCAUAACUAUAAUUUUGCUACUGUUAUGAAUCAUAAUGUAAAUAUCUGAUAUGCAGGAUAUCUCAUAUCUGAGAUAGGGCCAUUCAACCCCGAAAGGGGUUGUGACCCACAGCUGAGAAUCACUGAUCUAGGACAAACAAAUCUAAGCAUCACAAUGCAAGACCAUCUACUCAAAUGGGUUGGUUACUUAAUACCACAGCAAGGCUUCACGAGUCUACACCAUUUCUGUUUCAAAUGUAGGUCAGCAUUCUUAAUGCUGAGGUUCAGAAGUGCUAUCUCUACCCAGCUAGAAUUAAAACCACAGAUUUCAUGCUUUGCUCAGAAAUCUGGACACUCAACUGUAAAAACAUGAAUUGGAAGUAAAGUCAGAGGAACAUAUGACAGUUUCUCACAUUUAACUUACUUUGUUUUCACCUUUAAUUUCUGUACCGUUUUAAAGAAUGGGAAGAAUGAGUAGAACAAAGCUCUUUAUAUUGCAAUGAUAAAACUAAAAGGUUAAAAUGUGAGGGAGUGAUGACUGUGAGUUAUUAAAGAAAUGAGCAGCAUGAACAUGUCAGGUGAAAACCAAUGCCUCUUGUUAUUACCAUGGCAACCGCUCCCCCACCCUUGUAGAUGCAUUUAUUUUGGGAAAUGCCAUUGCAUGCGGAUAGACUUUACCCCUGCUCGACAACAGUGGAGGUUUUGUGGUCUCCAGAAGAAAUGGGGGCCUUUACCAUCAGAGUCACACCUGUCUUGUGACAAACAACUUUGCCUGCCCUUGGGAAGAAGCUGCUAGAGAGUGAAGACUACAGAGACCUAGAAGAAACCAGUGCUGCUGGGCUGAGUGCCAUGUAAAUAUCUCCUGCCUUCUGGGUGAACAAGAGUGAUCACCUUUCACAGAGAUACCUGUGUGUGUGUGUGUUUGUGUGUGUGUGUGUGUGUGUGUGUGUGUGUUGUGACUGUAGUUUGUGAAGAAAAUACAAAGGUUUGCUUUGACAGCUUCCAAAAUUAUCUGUUAAGUAUGAAUGUGCCUUGUUGCCUCAUGUGCCAAACACAGCACUGGAUGCAUUGUUUUUAAAUAAACUUUUAUUGUGCAUUGGAAAA
Molecule: messenger RNA, 10712 nt
Organism: Mesocricetus auratus (golden hamster)
Lineage: Eukaryota; Metazoa; Chordata; Mammalia; Rodentia; Cricetidae
Gene: St8sia3
Product: ST8 alpha-N-acetyl-neuraminide alpha-2,8-sialyltransferase 3
Exons: 6
Coding region: 720-1862 (380 amino acids)
Biological process (GO): N-glycan processing; oligosaccharide metabolic process
Molecular function (GO): alpha-N-acetylneuraminate alpha-2,8-sialyltransferase activity
Source: RefSeq, a predicted model, not a curated record